UCGCAUAAAACUCGAAGGAAAAAUCUACCAAAAUCCGACAACUCACCCCAGCGGUCAAAUUGUUUCUUUACCCUGAAAAGAAAACUCAACGUGCACGUGGAUCCCUCGAACGAGGCCACAAUACCAAAAGGGUUCUAAUUUUUCCCCUGAUUUUCUGCCCCGCAUUCUCUGUUCAGGACUUUUGGGAUCAUCAGAUCCUCCUCUGCUGCCAGGUAAAUUGAUGUUUGUUCUUUCUUUAAUUUGUAGUUGUUUCUGUACUGCUACGUGUUACUGCGGUAAUUGCUCGUCGAUUGUUGUUAUCCUCGCUACCGAAUUCCCCUUUUUGGGAUAGAAUCAUGGAUGUCGCAUCUACUGUCUAGUUGUGCUCACUGAAAAUAGUUUCUUUGCUUACGGAUUUUUCUUUCUCUUUUUGGUAGAAUUUGAAUCUUUUCUUUGCUUUCCUUUUCAUUUCCUUUUUCCUUCUUUGGGUGGGGGUGUGUGGAGAGGGGUUGGGGUUGGGGGUGAGCUUUCUUGCCUUCUCUGUGUUUAAAUUUUAUGUUUUUGACUGGUGGGUGGGGUUUUCUUUACAUUUAUGGGGAAAUUUUUAUGCAUGCAUGCAACUGUGUGUAUGGCCUAAAUGGUUAUGCCAAUUCUAUGCUGUUAUCCAUUAGGUCUUAAAAGUUGAUACUUUUAAGAUUAUAUGGAUUCUUAAGCUUCUUUAUAAAUUGCUGAUGUGGUGUUUUGUUUGAGGGGGUUUUGGGUUCCUUCACGGUUGUUAAAUAUAUCUGGAGCUGAAGUGUGAAUGGGGAUUCAGACAAUGAAUUCUCAUUUGGGUGGUGGAUGGCACCAAUCUCAUGUUCAGCAUCCACCGGCACGGCACAACUCAUGGUUAGGCCUCACACUUGAGGAGGUUGAAAACCAUUUAGGUAAUUUAGGCAAACCAUUAGGCAGCAUGAACCUUGAUGAAUUGCUUAAGAAUGUGUGGACUGCCGAGGCUAGCCACUCGUCUGAAACGGAUAAUAUUAACCCUUCCCCAGCAGUGUCACUCCAGCGCCAAGCAAGUUGGUCGCUUGCGAGGGCUUUUAGUGGGAAGACGGUGGACGAGGUGUGGGGGGAUAUCCAACGAGGAUAUAAGAUGAGAAAUGCAGGGAAAACAAAUAGCCAGGAAAGAGAGCCAACCCUUGGAGAGACAACUUUGGAGGAUUUCUUGGUAAAAGCAGGGAUGUACGUGAACAGUGCUUCCAUUGAACCCAUGAUGUCCUUGGACAGUGCAUUGAAAUCUCAAAAAUUCUCAUCUCAAAUGGGUUUGUCGCCUUCUCCUUCAACUGAUGCUUUGUCAGAUACACCAACACCAGGCAGGAAGAGGAUCUCUGGGGACCUUGAAAAGACCCUUGAGAGGAGGCUAAGACGGAAAAUUAAGAAUAGGGAAUCUGCUGCACGCUCACGGGCAAGAAAACAGGCUUACCACAAUGAGUUGGUGACUAAGGUCUCGCGGCUUGAAGAGGAAAAUGCGAAGCUUAAAAAAGAAAAGGCAAGUAGUACCUGAAUUCGAGGAGAUGCUCUCUUGUGAGUUUUCUGAACCAAAGUACCAGCUCCGAAGAACAAGUUCAUUCUGACAUGGUGCGAACACGAAUGUUUUGUAGCUCUGCCGAGCAGAGGAGUUUACAAGUGGGUCUGUAGGGGAAGUAUUUAUGAGUUCGAAGGCUUCUGUCAAACCUGCUUCUCCUAGUGCUUUGUUUCUGUAAUACAUGUAUAAAAGUUGAAAAUGUAAUUGUUCAGGCAUAGGUGUUGAUUGUAAGAGGUGAGGACCCGAUUGUGUGUAGUUUGAUAGAAAGGAUACUGGAUUACGUUGAGGUCAGCGAAUUGAAGUGGUUGAGGUCAGCGAAUUGAAGUGGUGUCCUGUGCGGCCGACAAUUAGAGGCCCAAGUGUAAAUUUGCUUCAACUACUGAUAAUAAAUGUUAUAUUGUGUUCGGUUUAUGUGUACU
Messenger RNA from Sesamum indicum (sesame), 1965 nucleotides. Its product is annotated as ABSCISIC ACID-INSENSITIVE 5-like protein 2. Gene Ontology annotation, molecular function: DNA-binding transcription factor activity. Gene Ontology annotation, cellular component: nucleus. NCBI's taxonomy places the organism in Eukaryota, Viridiplantae, Streptophyta, Magnoliopsida, Lamiales, Pedaliaceae. Gene Ontology annotation, biological process: positive regulation of DNA-templated transcription. The record is from RefSeq and is a predicted model, not a curated record.